Molecule: messenger RNA, 1219 nt
Organism: Neolamprologus brichardi
Lineage: Eukaryota; Metazoa; Chordata; Actinopteri; Cichliformes; Cichlidae
Gene: cxcr2
Product: chemokine (C-X-C motif) receptor 2
Biological process (GO): positive regulation of cytosolic calcium ion concentration; immune response; G protein-coupled receptor signaling pathway
Cellular component (GO): membrane; external side of plasma membrane
Molecular function (GO): C-C chemokine receptor activity; C-C chemokine binding; C-X-C chemokine receptor activity
Source: RefSeq, a predicted model, not a curated record
GAAACGAUGGAACAACGUUUCAUACUUUUUGUUUUGAAGUGUUUUGUUCUCACCAAUCAAGCUGUGAAAGGAUCAGAGGUCUUCACCGAUAUUGAGAAUCUCACUUUAAAUUACAGUUAUGGCGAGGAUGAAGAAAAUUUUUCAGAAUCUUCUCCUUGCAAUAAAACAGUGCCUGGAUUUAACAACAUGGGGAUGACCAUCGUCUACAUUAUCGUGUUUGUUUUCGCCAUCGUAGGUAACAGCGUUGUUGUCUUUGUCGUUUUCAAUAUGAAGAAAAGUAAAACCAGCACUGACAUCUACCUGAUGCACCUGGCGAUUGCAGACCUGCUCUUCUGUCUUACCCUGCCGUUCUGGGCUGUGAAAUGUAACGCUGGCUGGAUCUUUGGAAACUUCCUGUGCAAACUCCUCUCAGGCUUUCAGGAGGCAUCUGCAUACAGUGGCGUAUUCCUGCUGGCAUGCAUCAGUGUGGACAGAUACUUUGCCAUUGUCAGAGCUACGCGGGUCCUGUCCUCCCAUCACCUGUUGGUCAAAGUUAUUUGCAGUAUUGUGUGGCUGGUGGCUGUAAUGUUGUCCUUACCUGUGGUGAUUAAGAGGGAGAGCAUAGAUACUGAAUUUGGAGUGUCCAUUUGCUUUGAAAACGUUACUGGUGAAAGCAGCGAUCGCUGGCGAGUGACUCUACGCGUUCUGCGGCAUACACUGGGCUUCUUCCUGCCUCUGGUGGUCAUGGCUGUCUGCUAUGGCUGGACUGUGGUGACUUUGUUUCACACACGCAACCAACAAAAGCACAAAGCUAUGCGUGUCAUCUUGGCCAUUGUGCUGGCAUUCAUUCUGUGCUGGCUGCCUUAUAAUGUCACUGUACUGAUUGACACACUCAUACAGGGAGGAUCUCUGGAACUGACUACAUGUGAAACUCAUUACACAGUGAUUGCCAUGCUGAGUGUCACCGAAAUUCUGGCCUUCAUGCACUGUGCAGUGAAUCCGGUGCUGUACGCCUUUGUUGGGCAGAAGUUCCGUAACCAGCUGCUCUCAGCUCUUUACAGACACGGCCUCAUCAGCAAGAGGCUCCAGAUGGCUUACAGGAAGGGCUCUGCUGGCAGUGUAGGCAGCUUAAGAUCCAGAAACACCUCAGUCACAAUGUAAAAAAGCCCUGAUGGAUGAUUAUUUACAGGCUCAGGUGGUGGUCAUUUUUUAAAAUGCAUCUUCAACUGGUCAAAUGUCC